CAACUGUCACACUCGCCAGCACGAGCCAGCCUCUCUCUGGAGCCGCAUGUGACCUCCAACUGUCACACUCACCAGCACGAGCCAGCCUCUCUCUGGAGCCGCAUGUGACCUCCAACUGUCACACUCACCAGCAUGAGCCAUAUUACAUCCACCCAAGGUGUCUGAGAGUGGAACACAACAUUCACAGAAAUGAACACCAGCUCCCCAGCACAAAGUGCCUUGGCUCCUAUUGCUAAUUCCGGGGGACCCACUACACCUCGGAAGGGACCUCCUAAAUUCAAGCAAAGGCAGACCCGUCAGUUCAAGAGCAAGCCACCAAAGAAGGGCGUUAAAGGGUUUGGUGAUGAUAUCCCUGGGAUGGAGGGACUGGGAACAGAUAUCACUGUUAUCUGCCCAUGGGAGGCAUUCAACCACUUAGAGCUGCAUGAGCUGGCUCAGUUUGGAAUCAUCUAGCACUCCAUCAGCUGAAACUCUAUCAAGUUACCAAAAUCGUAUGAUGUAUCUUGUAUCUCAGUGUUGUGUUGGCGACAAGGAACCUGGAAUUACAUUUAUAUAGAAUGCUACUAAGCUAUAUAGCGCAACGCCUGGUAAAACUGUGCAGGACGAAUGUUUCAUCACUGCUACAUUCAUCAAUGAGAAAGUCUAUGUCUGGUGAUGGAUGGGCUCCAGGACAGAAUAUUAUUUGUUUCUUAUACUGUAUGUGUAAACUAAAACUGUUUUGCGUCUUUGCUGUAAUUACCUAUAACUAAUGUGCUGUGAUUAAUGUAAGUUAUACAAUCUCUCAGGGGAUAGCGUACCAUAGGGAAGGUCCUGGGGGACCACCUUAAUUUGGAAGACUAGUAUGUAAAAUGCUGGCCCCAUAUAGUAGUGGACAGCUUAAUUACAUUAAAUAUGAAUAAAAUCAUGACUAUCCCAUAACUAUUCAUUUUUUACAAGUUUGAUUCCUUUUUUUUAUCGCUUUCUUAUCUCAGAAUAAAUGUUAAUUAUUUAAACGAUCAGGCUAAUGAGAAUUGCUGUUCAGUGCAACCCUGAACUGUGGAGAUAUGGAUUUAAGAUUGAUCAGUUUAGAGGAAGCCCUGCGCCUAUCAGCACUGGGACAAAAACAGUCAUUUAUUAUUACUAUUAUUAUUAUUAUUAUUAUUAUUAUUAUUAUGUAAAUGAUUUGCUUUAUUUUGGCCUAUUGAUUACGGGGAUUGUAGACUGGGUUACAAAUGAAUAAUCACAGCAAGAAUUAAUAUAUUAAUACUUACUAUUUAUAUUGAUGUUAUUUUCUCAAAUCCACAGUUACUUUUCUGGGUUUGGAUGUGUCUGUGUAUUCUUGUCUUUAUUUAUUAUACAUUUAUAUAUGAAUUUCCCUUUUCCAACGUACAGCGGUGUUACAUUGCAGGAUGCGUAUUAGUUACCGGCGGUUACAGAUAUUCUUUGUGGUACAUUAGGAUGUGGCUCAUGUAGAACGGUGAUGAACCUGAAAUAAAUGUAUUGUUAUAACUUUGGCUUCUUACCAAAGUGUGACAUGAA
Messenger RNA from Pseudophryne corroboree (corroboree frog), 1518 nucleotides. It is a transcript of the gene PDE6H, whose product is annotated as phosphodiesterase 6H. The transcript has 4 exons. NCBI's taxonomy places the organism in Eukaryota, Metazoa, Chordata, Amphibia, Anura, Myobatrachidae. The record is from RefSeq and is a predicted model, not a curated record. Gene Ontology annotation, cellular component: photoreceptor outer segment membrane. The coding region runs from base 190 to 453 and encodes 87 amino acids. Gene Ontology annotation, molecular function: 3',5'-cyclic-nucleotide phosphodiesterase activity; cGMP binding. Gene Ontology annotation, biological process: visual perception; positive regulation of G protein-coupled receptor signaling pathway; positive regulation of epidermal growth factor receptor signaling pathway.